This is a messenger RNA of Penicillium digitatum Pd1, 990 nucleotides long. RefSeq lists its product as uncharacterized. The record is from RefSeq and is a predicted model, not a curated record. Lineage: Eukaryota; Fungi; Ascomycota; Eurotiomycetes; Eurotiales; Aspergillaceae.
AUGCGGUCACCGGAGAUGUCAUAUAGUCCCGCCUACUUUCAGGACCAAGGACCUCAUGAAACAACAGAUUCUCGCAGCUCGAUCGUCACCCCUCCAUCAGCUGCCCGUCGAUCUCAGGAACAAUCCUCCGUCUUGGGUCACCCCGUAGGCGAAUCUCGACCCUCCUCCCCCACACCAAGCUGCGACGUCAGUCCCCACACUUCAGGCCCACGGGCACACCGUGCAUACCAUAACCAGACAACGAGAGGAGCUUCCUGGCCUGGUUCAGACCUUCGAGAUACCGACUCAGUCCCGGCUAGCGGCUCAUCAAUAAGUGGUGCAUACAAGGAAGAGCGGUCCCCCAGCAGCUGGACAGACCGGCCGUCAUUGAUGUCUGGGGAACACCCCAGCCCGAGCGUAAUCCGUGUCCGGAAACGAGCUAUUCCGGAUGAAGAACUAGUCAACGCCGAGGGCCAAGAUGCUCUCCUGAUGCUGUUCCGUCUCACAAUCGUCCCACUCUACUCAUUCGGCGCUUCUCUAUACGCUAUCUUUGCUCUUGUAUUCGCACUCCUUGUUUCACCUUUCCGUCUCUGCCCAUUUUCCUCAUACCUCUGUGCAACAACGUUCGUAUCACAACUUUGCGAUCUCUUCUCUCCUGCCCUCCAUAUUCAUGAACGACUCGUCUGCUUGCAACCACCAACAGUGGAUGACCGAUCCUCUUCGACCCAAUCAACCCAAUGGAUUCAUUCAAAGCGAGAUUCAGACCUACCGUCAGUCACAUCCAAGCCCAGCGAAGGCUACGCGGUGACUACUUCAAUUCUCGUCCUGGUCUUAUCCCCGUUAUUUAGCAUUGUGAUCCUUCUUUUCGCAUGGAUCACCGCGUUUUUCUGGGUCUUCUCCAAGGUCCUGGGAAAUCCGGAUGGUACCGAGCGGAAGGACGAUGGCCGCACCGCCGUUCUGGGAGUCUGCAAAUGGUGGCGGUCAUGGCUUUGCAAAGCCCGGAAAUCAUAG